CUUGCUCGAGCAGGGAUUGCUCGAUGGUGGAGACGGGGUUUCUUGAAUCUCGAAAUUAAUCGCGAAGAGGGCCAAUCGGGCUAAAAUCUCGAGAUUGAGCAAACUCAGGCUGGUGCAGCACCGCCUUAUGGAUACAGCAUCAUCAUGGGAUGAUGAAUUUCUCUUAAGUGGGGAUUCUUGUGGGCCUACCAUUCUCCUUAUCAUGAAUCCACCCUCAAAUACUUUUAUGAUUGAAUGCAGAUGAUACGAAUAUGUAAUAUGGCUCUGCAAUAAAAAUUGAAUGAAUUUGUGAAUUCAGAAAUAGUGUGGAUUAUGAGUGCUGGAAUGAAAUAGUAAUAUCGCCAUGGUAAAAAGUCAGUGCAGCGCUUAGUGUGAGAAGCAGGAACUUCCACUGCAGAAUACAUGAAUGCCGCAUUAUUUUAGAAUCUUUAUCUAGUUCAUCAUUGAUUCAAAGAUGAGAUUUAUAAUUAUAUGUACUUCAAGUGUGUAUUGAGUGCAGAUCAAGUCCUAAUAGCAAGGCCAGCACUCAGACAUUGUGGAUAAUUCUGGUCUUUGACCUUCGUGAAAUACAUAUAUAUGCAGCGCUGAGAAACAUUGUACUUGUAUUUUUAGCGCUAUAUGAAUUUUGCAAAUUGUUAUCAAAAUUAUUUUGAAGAUUGGUCGCAUGAAAUCCGUAUGGAUCCAUGAAUUACCAUCCUAUAUUUUUUUAGAGCAAAAUACGAUAUUCACAUAAAAAAACAGCAAUCUUGAUUUGGCCAAGUCUACCAUUUUAUACUUGAUGACAACAACACCUUUAUUACAAGGUUGUGUUUGUUAGAAUUCAUCUAAAAAACACUAGAAUAAAAAACUUAUACACACACCUACAUUGUAUACAGUGUAAAAAAAAUUCAGUGACCAAUGAUAUUGCAGGAUUUCAGAAGCAAACUACAUGUAUGUAACGUCUAAAUCUGUUGUUGGUAACAAGCUUUAUAAAGCAGGCCUGAAGGCUGGAAAGCAUAUAUAUCAUGAAGCAUAUUUUCAGUGAUUUUGACAGACAAAUUUAUUAUCAGCCAAUCAGAUCCAAGUAUUUCAGUAGCUUAUUACUCUUAGAAGUACCUGUAGACAAACUGCAUUUCGUGAUUCGACUCUCCCUAGAUUUCUAAUGAAGAUAUGAAUGUAUUAUAUCGUCAUUCGGCAAGUACAUGUACAAAAGGGCAAGAUGGUCGAUAUUUAUUGAAAAGAGUGCAAAAGAUUAAUUUUUUUGUUUUCUACAUUUUUAGUAGAGUAGUGAAAGCCCUUUCUGGUGAUGUCUUCAAAAUUAUCGAAAUCACCAUAUUUUUGUAGUAAUUUGAUAAAAAAGAAAAGUCAACUCGCUCCCAAAUGCCAGUUUUUGGCAAAAGGUAGGGCAAUGUCGAACACAUUCUCUCAUUUCACCCAGAAAACUGCAAAUACAUAAUGUAAAAUGUACAUAGAAUGGGCAAAUUAAACUCUUUUUUUUUUAGGUUGACAGUGUCAUACUGAUAUGAUAUUUCCAUACAUAAUGUGUAUGAGUUUGCAUUUUAUUUUGUCACAGUAUGUAUCAUUUACAUUGUAAUCUCACACUGGUUAUUUCUUUCUCAUUUGUCUUUCAGAGCGGAGAAAACAGAAGUACUGAAUGAUGAAUUAUUACAAUGUGAGAAAAGAACUGAGCAUAUAAAACACACGUGUCAGAACAUCACGAAGAAGCUCUCAGCAUGUCUUAUUGGCUCAGGAACAGACGUUGAGAAAAGAACGAAAAAGCUUCCGCAUUCUGUGCUUUCUCAGAGUAUGAAUGAGAUGAGCGUAGAAUUAGGAGACACAACAUUAUUAGGGUCUAUGUUAGUCAAAACUUCUGAAGCAUGCGCAAACAUAGCGCAGGAACUAACCAGUCAUGAAAUGGGUUUAGAAAACCUGAUCCUCAUCCCAUUCAACUCAGUCCUAGAGGAAAGCAUCCCUCAAAUCCAAAGUAACAAAAGAAGAUUAGUCAGACUGACCCUGGAUCUGGAUUCAGCUAAAAACAGGUUUCACAGUGCUUCCAGGCAAACAGCAUUAGGGAAAGGCAACUUCCAGGAGCAAGCAGCAAAAAUAGAUGCCAUCAAGGAGGAAUUAGAUGAUGCCCAAAUUAAAGUAGAACAAUGCAAGGUUGGUAUGGAUUCUCAGGCAUUAAUCUGUCUUUGCCUCUCUCUAUCCUUGAUAGUAGAUUCCUGGGGAGCGUUUCAUCAAUAUUUUCAUCUGACAAGUUGUCAGAUCUGACAUCUUUCCAUGACUUUGAUUGGCAGAGAGGCACUGUUCCUAUGGUAACUGUCGGAUAAAACGUCCGACAAGUCCUUUCAUGAAACGCCCCCCUGGUACAUGAUGCCCAAACUAAAGUAGAACGAUACAGGGUUGUAUUGAUUCUCAGGUAUUAAUCUGUUUUUGCCACUCUCUUCUAUCAAUGUAAGUGUGUUCCUUGUAGAAAAAUUCAAACAGAAAAUGAGGCUGGUGUUUGGUGAUUCCUGUACCCCGUUGCAUAAAAGUUACUAUUGUGGUAACUUUGCCGUCCAAUGGUAACUUCCCUGAAAUCCUUGAUUCUGAUUGGCUGAUUAGCAUUGUUACCGUGACAGUCACAUAAUAGUAACUUUUAUGUAACAGGACCCCGGUCAUGAGGAAAAAAAAGUUACGGAAGCUUGUGCCAUCGACCUGUUGAGAUAUAUGUCAGCAUGUCGAGAUAACGUUUCUCUCCAUGUUGACAUACAACUAUCCAAAUCGACUUGAAGAGAUGAUGUAUCGCGCCAAACAUGUUGAUAUAUCGAAAGUAAAUGGUGAGAUUUUAUUUUAUAUCCACAGUGUGCGCGCAUGUGCAUGUUGAUCUGCUGUCAGCCACGAUGCGGGUUUCCAACUGGAUGUUUGGUGUGUGCACGCUGUGGAUAUAAACAUAAAUAUCAGCAUUUACUAUUUAUAUAUAUCAACAUGAUAACGUACCUCGCCAUGUGGGCAUAUAACUUUUCUUUCUCAUCAUAUCGGUAUUUUAUUUUAAUUCUGUAUUUCAUGAUUUGUCUUAAUAUUCAGCCUUUCUUCCUCAUUCACUUAUGUAUAGUGAAACAUGUCUAUAGUGACCACUCAAGGGAAACACAAAAUGUGGCUUGUAUAGACAGGUGGCUACUAUAGACAGGUUCUUACACACACACACGACCUGCCUCCAUGGGAAUCAGUUUUAGUGGUCACUAUAGGCAGGUGGCUGCUAUAGACAGGUACUUAUACACACGACCUGCCUCCAUGGGAAUCAGUUUUAGUGGUCACUAUAGGCAGGUGGCUGCUAUAGACAGGUUCUUAUACACACGACCUGCCUCCAUGGGAAUCUGUUUGAUUGGUCACUAUAGGCAGGUGGCUGCUAUAGACAGGUUCUUAUACACACAAUCUGCCUCCAUGGGAAUCUGUUUUAGUGGUCACUAUUGGCAGGUGGCUGUUAUAGACAGGUGGCCACUAACACAGGUUUGACUGUAUGUAUAUUAUCCUACAAAAAUAUCUGUAAGAGCUGGCACAGGGAUCCACUGCAUGCUAUCCCUCAAGUCGGAUGUAUUUCCCCAGCGCAUUGCCCUACCACAUUUAAUAGUUUCCAUGAAUAGAGGUAGUGGUAGGGAGAAAGACAUAUUAUUCUAUGGUGAGGUUUGCCAUGAACACUGUCAAAAUUAGAGGGAAAUAAAAAACAGUUUCACUUCCUCAAACCGUCACUCAGUUGGGUGUUCACGGAUCGGGUCGAGGGAAAGGGAACUUGACCAUAUAUGUACACAGAGACAAUCUACUUUUACUUAGUACUAGAUACCAGAUAAUCAAAGUGCUUUUCACUAUGUCGUGCUGGUGCAAGAACGCCCUGAACACCGCACUUGCGCAGAUGGGCUUUUUAAACAGGAUCCCUUUAAAGUUUGGACGUGCCUCAUCAUUUUUUAUGAUUUUAAGAAUCUUAACCCUAACUAGGCCGGGCUUUUUUGGCUGUUCUGUGGCCGGGGGGGGGGGGGGGGGGGUUGAUUCAACCCCCCCCUGAGAUCUCGGCCGCCAAUUGCGCGAGCGCCGCAAAAAUUUGCACGGCGGUAUUGUGCGAUGUAAUCUACAAGGCUGUAUGGUAAAAUUUUCCAAAAUAAUGAGAUUUUAUUUUAUAUGAAUUAAUUAUGCUAAUUUAUGCAUAAAUCAUACUUUUUGCUCUAAUUCACUAAAUAAAGCUCCUAGAAUGUUAAUUUUUGGUAAAAACAUUCUUUGUAGCAUUCUUAACAAUGGCAAUUGAAAAAAACUUCGGUUUGGAAAUCAAUUUCUUAUGUAUUUUAUUGUUUUAUGAAUUUCUUAUGUAUUUCUUUGUUUUUCAACCUUUUGUUUUUCUUUGUUUUUUUCACCAGAUUUAUUGCACAACCUUUUUGAAGCAUAAUUAUGCUAAAAUCAAUUGCUUUCAGCUCUUUAAAGUAAAAAUAAUCAUAUCUUUAUGAAUAAGAUGAGAAAACUCAAUUUGCAUUGACUUUGUACACAAAAUCACGUUUUGGAACAAUUUUUGGUCUGACAUGCACUUACAAAAUGUUGCGUAAUUUCGGAACCGCGUACCCGGGCGUCGUAAAUUUGGUCUCAAAAGAUGCGCGAGACUUAAAAGUAUAAACUCUGCGAGUGGCGCGGUCAAACAAUUUCGCACGGAGGAAUGAUCGCAGAAAAUGUUGAGGGGGGGGGUUGAUUCAACCCCCCCCCGGCCAUUUUAGGGUUAAGACAAGUAAUAUGUCUUUUAAAUGUCUGAUUUUACAUAAAUGCAAGCAUAUCAUUUAUCCCACAAUCAUCCUUUCCAAGUAAACUUUAGCCAUUAAUCUAGAGGAAGUUCCUCUACCUGAACCCCAUAUCACCUUCAAUAUCCUGUGCCUCUAAAACGAAAAAAAAAAAAAACUUUCCCUCU
Lytechinus pictus (painted urchin) is the source of this 4900-nucleotide messenger RNA. Its product is annotated as rho GTPase-activating protein 17-like. The record is from RefSeq and is a predicted model, not a curated record. The transcript is spliced from 6 exons. NCBI's taxonomy places the organism in Eukaryota, Metazoa, Echinodermata, Echinoidea, Temnopleuroida, Toxopneustidae. Gene Ontology annotation, biological process: regulation of Rac protein signal transduction; positive regulation of GTPase activity; regulation of actin cytoskeleton organization. Gene Ontology annotation, cellular component: intracellular anatomical structure; cytoplasm. Gene Ontology annotation, molecular function: GTPase activator activity; protein binding. The coding region runs from base 1786 to 2250 and encodes 154 amino acids.